Gadus chalcogrammus (walleye pollock) is the source of this 3630-nucleotide messenger RNA. It is a transcript of the gene slc4a1b, whose product is annotated as solute carrier family 4 member 1b (Diego blood group). The record is from RefSeq and is a predicted model, not a curated record. Gene Ontology annotation, molecular function: bicarbonate transmembrane transporter activity; monoatomic anion transmembrane transporter activity; solute:inorganic anion antiporter activity. Gene Ontology annotation, biological process: regulation of intracellular pH; bicarbonate transport; transmembrane transport. Lineage: Eukaryota; Metazoa; Chordata; Actinopteri; Gadiformes; Gadidae. Gene Ontology annotation, cellular component: basolateral plasma membrane; plasma membrane. The transcript is spliced from 18 exons. The coding region runs from base 122 to 2644 and encodes 840 amino acids.
GUAACACUGUUUGGGAGACCUGAGUUCUGACGAUCUUCACAGCUGCUGCUCCGCCACGGCUGCCUUGAACAUCAUCGUUAACAAGAAACACCGAAUCCAGGUGGACCCAGGGGCUGAGCCAAUGAAGGCCCAGGAGCCGCAGCCGUCAUUCUGGCAGGAGGUGGGCCGCUGGGGGGGCAGCGAGGAGAGCCCUCAGGCUGGGGGUCCGCCCUCCUCGCACAUCUCCUACCUCACCUUCAAGAGCCUGGUGCAGCUGAGACGCACCCUGAACACCGGUGUGGUGAUGUUGGACUGUAAGGAGCUGAGUCUGGCCACCAUCGCUGAGAAGAUGGUGGACGAGUUGGUGAAGAAGAAGGAGAUCAGACCUGGAGACCGGGAGGGCGUUCUCAACUCUCUGAUCCACAACCCCAGCCAGUCAGCAGACCCAGAAAGCCAAGUCCUUACUAAGGGAACAGAGAUACACAACAUCGCUGUCAAAGAAAAGAGCGACGCGGCUGAAAGCGUGGAGGCCUCCAUGGUGCUAGUAGGAUCCCUGGACUUCCUGGAGAAGCCCACAGUGGCGUUUGUGCGGCUUAAGGCGGCGACUGUGCUGGACUCGGCUCUGGAGGCCGCGGUGCCCGUUCGCUUUGUCUUCGUCUUGAUUGGUCCAGGGAAGAACAACUUUGACUACCACGAAACUGGCCGGGCCAUGGCAGCCCUCAUGGCUGAUAAAGUGUUCAACCAGGCGGCGCUGCGAGCCCAGAGCGCGGCCCAGGUGACGGUGGCCGUGUCCGACUUCAUGGACUGCAGCGUGGUGAUCCCCCCCACGGAGAUCCAGAGUGAAGCAGCGCUCAUCGGCCUGCUGGGCUUCCAGAAGCGGCUGCUGGAGGAUAGGCAGUUGCCCCCCGAGCCUUCGGAUCCCCUAACCGCCGCGGCCCGCAGGGGCUCUCUCUCCACCGGGGCCCCCGCGGAGGACCCCCUAGCGCGCACGGGCCGGCCCUUUGGUGGUAUGCUGCGGGACAUGCAGGGCCGUUACCAGCACUACCGCAGCGACCUGACGGACGCCCUCAACAGCCAGGUGCUCGCCGCCGUCAUCUUCAUCUACUUUGCCGCCCUGUCGCCCGCCAUCACCUUCGGAGGACUGCUGGCGGACAAAGUGGACAACAUGAUGGGCGUGUCGGAGCUGCUGGUCUCCACCAGCCUCCAGGGCGUCCUCUUCUGCCUGCUGUCAGCCCAGCCCGUCUUGGUCAUCGGCUUCUCCGGCCCGCUGCUGGUCUUUGAGGAGGCCUUCUUUGCAUUCUGCCAGUCCCAGGACAUAGAAUACAUAGUGGGCCGGGUGUGGGUGGGCGUUUGGCUGGUCAUCAUCGUGGUGCUCAUUGUUGCCCUGGAGGGCAGCUUCCUGGUCCGCUUCAUCUCCCGCUUCACCCAAGAGAUCUUCUCCAUCCUCAUCUCCCUCAUUUUCAUCUACGAAACCUUCGCCAAGCUGGGCAGGACCUUCAGGACCCACCCUCUGGUCCUGAACUACGACCACCUGAACUCCACCUUGGAGGAGCCCUGGCAGCCCAUGGUGACGGAGCGCCGUCGGUACGACAACGGCACCGGCAACACCACGGUCACCAAGGUGAUGGUGAACCCAGCCUACCCCAACACGGCGCUGCUCUCCAUGUGCCUGAUGCUGGGCUGCUUCUUCAUCGCCUUCUUCCUACGGCAGUUCAAGAACGGAACAUUUCUGCCUGGAAAAGUCAGGCGGCUGCUUGGGGACUUUGGCGUCCCUAUCGCCAUCUUCCUCAUGGUGGUAGCAGAUAUUAGCAUUGAAGAUGUUUACACACAGAAACUGGUGGUUCCAAAGGGGCUUACGGUGUCCAACCCAGCCCAGCGCGGCUGGCUCAUCAACCCCUUUGGGGAGCACAAGGCCUUCCCCGUGUGGGUCAUGUUCGCCUGUUGCGUUCCUGCCAUCCUCGUCUUCAUCCUCAUCUUCCUCGAGUCGCAGAUCACCACCCUUAUCGUGAGUAAGCCUGAGAGGAAGAUGGUGAAGGGCUCAGGCUUCCACUUCGACCUGCUGCUGCUGGUGUCCAUGGGUGGUCUGAGCGCCAUCUUCGGCAUGCCGUGGCUCAGCGCUGCCACCGUGCGCUCCGUCACCCACGCCAACGCCCUCACCGUCAUGAGCAAGGGCCCAAAGCCGCAGAUCCAGAGGGUCCUCGAGCAGCGGGUCAGCGGGGUCCUGGUGGCGCUGCUGGUCGGCCUGUCCAUCCUGAUGGAGCCCAUACUGAAGAUGAUCCCCAUGUCCGCUCUGUUCGGAAUCUUCCUCUACAUGGGCAUCACCUCGCUGAACGGCAUCCAGCUGUGGGACCGCAUCCUGCUGCUGUUCAUCCCCCAGAAGUACCACCCUGACGAUCCCUACGCCACCCAGGUUAGCACAGCCAGAAUGCACGUGUACACGACCAUCCAGGUCGUGUGCCUCGGCAUUCUGUGGAUCGUCAAAUCCAGUCCUGCCUCGCUUGCGCUCCCGUUCGUCCUCAUCCUCACCAUCCCUCUGCGCAUGUUCAUGACCGGACGACUGUUCACCCCCCUGGAGAUGAGAUGUCUGGAUGGAGAUGAUGCUAAGGUAACAUUCGACGAGCAACCCGGACAAGAUGUAUACUACGAAUCUCAGAUGCCCUUGUAGACAGAAGAAGAUCGGUAACCUAAAAAGGUCUAUAUGUCCUAUUAGUAUUUCUGAUCAUAGAUGUUAAUUUCUAUGCUUAAUUUAAAAUCACUUCUUUAGUACUAAAAACGUAUUAACUAAAAUUAGACAUUGUCAAAUAUAACCCAUACAAUUACAUUUAUAUGUAUUUAUCUUUAUAUAUUUUUUUGCCAGACAAACAUUUGGAGAUCUUUAUAAUUUGGUAGCAAUGCGAUUCUCUUUAAAACAGCAGCUUGUUUCUUUCAUUUGAAUUACAAUAGAUACAAUAGAUAAAAUGUGGAAGGUUCAAAUUUACCCCUUAAUGAUGUGUUACCAUCUCCCAAAUGUACAGAAAUGCUAUUGUUGUUGUUGAUAUUGUUGUUGUUGAAAAUCGCAGUUUAACACCGAAUGUAUUCCGUACAUGUUUGGCACAUACAACUCAGCAUUACAUCUGUAAUAUUUCAAACUGAAACAUUGUGAGGGUUAUUUUUAAAAACGCUUGUUUGAUUAUGUUCUCAACCUGUGGUAAUAAAACUACCUCCUACACAAACAAAGAAUGCAUUGUUUCAACGUACCUGUAUUUAGAUUUAUGCUCUGGAUGGAUGAAUGGAUGAUAGAGAGAUACCUUCUCACGGAGGUUUAGAAGGGAAUGAAGUGGUAGAUAGACUUAGGAGACAGAUAAUCUUCCAUUAUUCUAGGCCAAAGGACACUGAGAUCCAAACCAUUGCAUUGAAACACGCAUAUACAAUAAACCAAAGGUAGUUCAAUAGGAAGUCACCAUAACAUAGUUAACUAUAGGACACACAGGACUUAAUCAUACACUUUAUAAAAGGGGAAAAUGCACAUCAGGGACAUGAACAAUGUUCUCAGGGAGGGAAGGGGAUACCUUACCAAGGAAACAGAUUUUGCAUACAGAAUUGUGUUCAUCAUCAUGUAUGUUAUUAAUAUAUUAACCUACCGACACCUACCGAAUUAACGCCCCUUCCGGU